AUGGUGCCAACGAAAGACGCCAUGGCCAUUUACAAACGUGCCAUGGAGCUCACAGACGAUCAGCCACAACGCUUGCCCAAGAUCGGAAGGCCGGUGUCGAAGUACUGCCCCAAGAAGAAGUCAAGGCAGUACAAGAACACAGUACUUACGUACAGCGAGCGGCUAAGCGUUAUUCAAUACUACGACACGUGUGGCAUGCAAUCAACUCUCUCUGCGUUCUACGGCAACCUCACCAUGACGGCACGCGAGACAAUGCGCAAGAAGAUCUACUCGUGCGUCGAGUGCACGUACCGCGUCAAAGAGGAACAGCUCGCCCAGUGGGUGCUCGACAUGCGCAAGGACGGCGUGCCAGUGACGCAGGCGAUGCUGCGAGUCAUCGCACUGGAGGCAGCGAUCGACCUAGGCAUAGAGGACCAUGAGUUUCUUGCUGGAUGGCACUGGAUCCACGGGGCCCUGGUGCUGGAGUACGACAUUGACUUAGUCUAUAAUGCCGACCAAACGUGUGUAAACUACGAGUACCUACCGACAAAAACGCUCAACACGGCUGGCGACAAGACCGUUUGGGUCAAGUGCGGUGGGAAGACCAAGGAGCGCGUGACGGCAAUGCUGUUGGCGGACUCGAACGGCACCAAGCUCCCCCUGUUCCUGGUUCUUCGCACGGCCAAGUCGAAAGUCGAAGCCGUCGUCAAGGAGAACUUGACCUAA
Messenger RNA from Aphanomyces astaci, 705 nucleotides. RefSeq lists its product as hypothetical. Gene Ontology annotation, molecular function: DNA binding. Lineage: Eukaryota; Oomycota; Saprolegniomycetes; Saprolegniales; Verrucalvaceae. The record is from RefSeq and is a predicted model, not a curated record. The coding region runs from base 1 to 705 and encodes 234 amino acids. The transcript is spliced from 4 exons. Gene Ontology annotation, cellular component: nucleus.